This is a messenger RNA of Physeter macrocephalus (sperm whale), 1974 nucleotides long. It is a transcript of the gene C7H4orf46, whose product is annotated as chromosome 7 C4orf46 homolog. Lineage: Eukaryota; Metazoa; Chordata; Mammalia; Artiodactyla; Physeteridae. Bases 78 to 413 code for a protein of 111 amino acids. The record is from RefSeq and is a predicted model, not a curated record. The transcript has 2 exons.
CUUUAGGCGCGAGCGGUUGAAAGUCGGUUGGUAUCGGUUCGGCCGCCGAGGUGCCGUCCCACCGCCCAGCCCGCUCCAUGGCGGACCCGGAGGAGCUGCGGCUUUCCCCGCAGCCGCCGCCCUCCUCUGCCUCGUCUUCAGACGCGUCUUCAGCAUCUUCCCCCGGCACCCCGGGGUAUUGGGGCCGGCCGGUUCUGAACAGGAACAGCGGCUGGCCGGUGGACCCGCUGGAGGAAGUGGAGCUGCAGAUCGGAGACGCAGCAUUUUCAUUAACCAAACUUCUUGAAGCUGCAUCUGCAGUAUCAGCUCAAGUGGAAGAGCUUGUCUUCAAAUGUACAGAAAAUGCACGUUUCCUUAAAACAUGGCGGGACCUCUUGAAAGAAGGCUAUGAUUCCUUGAAACCUGACAACUGAUUUGACUGUAAUAAUCCAUACCACCUCGUUUAUUAUCCUAUCCACACAUGUACCGUGUGGAUAGGAUAAUCACCAGCAGUUCUGUAUACAGAAGAUGAAAUUUUUCUUGGUUUUCUUCAUUUUGUGAAAACAAUAUCAUGUUAUUUUUGAUGCUGGCCCGUUUAUCUUUAAACACUUUCUGUUCUCUCAACUUUCAAAGACUCUUCUAUGAAAGUUAAUUAGUAGAUAAUAUUAAUAAUGCCACAGUGCUACCAGUAGCAAACUAGGUGGACCAUUAUUCUCUUCAGUUUGCAAGAAGAUAACAAAAAUGGCAGAGUUUGAAGUCGAGCUUUAUUAUAUGGACCAAUGUUAGAUUCAUCUCCAUUAGGCUAAGUUCCCUAGAACCAAUGAUUGUGUCUUAUUACUUAUAUAUUUCCAGCAGCUAGACGUCUGUUACACAACAAUCACUAAAUGUUUGAUGAAUAAGAGUUGACAACGUAAUUAAAAGCUGUUUUUUCUUCCUGUUUUUAGCAUGAAGAUUACAAUUGUUUCUCAAAAAGAUAUUUGAGUCAGAACCUCAUUGACCUGAAGGAAAAUGUUAUCCCUUUUUUUUUUUUUUGCGGUACGCGGGCCUCUCACUGCUGUGGCCUCUCCCGUUGCGGAGCACAGGCUCCGGACACGCAGGCUCAGCGGCCACGGCUCACGGGCCCAGCCGCUCCGUGGCAUGUGGGAUCUUUCCGGACCGGGGCACGAACCCAUGUCAGCUGCAUCGGCAGGCGGACUCUCAACCACUGCGCCACCAGGGAAGCCCUAAUUUUUUUUUUUUUAAACAGGAUUUUGAACUUUAACUGGUGACAGCUUUUUAAAAUAUAUGAUAAAUAUUUUUCACCCUUCUAUGAUGCUUUCCAAAAAAGCUUUCACUGAAACCUGUCUUGAAAGAAUGCCUAUUUUUUUUUCUAAGGUUAACUGCUUUUAUGGAUAUUUCUCAUAUUUGAUGUUGUUCUAUGUUUGAUUGCUCUUUUUAAAGUGCCUUAUCAAAAUUGUGGCUCUGUAUUAUUACUUUUGGAGCUUGGCAAGUAAUAAUUCUAAAUAUAAUAAUUCUAAACAAGUUACUUUUAAAAAAUGCAUCACAUUUAAAUGGUGUGAUUAUUUUCCUGUUAUUUGAUCUUCAUGACAGUGUUCUGUUUUACUCGUCCCGUAUCGUCCGUGUGCUCCCUCCCUCUCUCUUUCUCUUUUUUGGUGGGUUUGUGUCGUAUAUGUCAGUGAUUGAACCAACUAAUUCCCUUGCUGUGCAACUUCUGGACGCCUCUGAUACAGUAUCUUACUUCUUUGUAGGUAAGGAGGUAUGUACAGAACUAUAUUCCCAAGCCCCACAAUGGGCCUGUGAAAGGCGACACAUGGAUGGGCAAAGGAUAGUUUUGUUUAGCAUAUUAGGUCAUGGUUCUUGAUUAAUUUUUUUAAGUUAAGGAUAACACAUAUGGUGUGUUCCUAUACCAAAGAGAUGCUUAUUUUUAUAUUAGAAAACUGUUUUUCUUAUGUGUCAUGAAAAUUGCAAUUUUUAAAAUGUACAAAAAUAAACUUU